This is a messenger RNA of Eurytemora carolleeae, 1749 nucleotides long. RefSeq names its product probable isocitrate dehydrogenase [NAD] subunit beta, mitochondrial. Gene Ontology annotation, biological process: tricarboxylic acid cycle; isocitrate metabolic process. Gene Ontology annotation, molecular function: magnesium ion binding; oxidoreductase activity, acting on the CH-OH group of donors, NAD or NADP as acceptor; NAD binding. Gene Ontology annotation, cellular component: mitochondrion. The coding region runs from base 14 to 1174 and encodes 386 amino acids. NCBI's taxonomy places the organism in Eukaryota, Metazoa, Arthropoda, Copepoda, Calanoida, Temoridae. The record is from RefSeq and is a predicted model, not a curated record. The transcript has 2 exons.
UUUUGCAGAGGAUAUGUCUCGAGCAGCCGUUCUUACCGCUAGGUCGGUCUUAGCACGGUCAAAUAUUAACUUUGCUCAAACCAAGGUCAAUCAGGUUCACCAGCUUAAUACAAUUGUAAACAGUCGGAGCAUGGUGAGUUCAGGGGUAUUAGCUCCAAAGGAGAGAGUAACUGCAACCCUAAUCCCCGGAGACGGAGUUGGGCCAGAGAUGGUUUCAGCAGUCGAGGAGGUCUUCAAGGCUGCCGGAGUUCCAAUGGAUUUCGAAGUUUUUUUCCUGAGCGAGGUUCAUGCAUCUCUCUCCGUCCCUGUAGAAACCGUAGUUGAAUCCAUUACUAGGAACGGGCUGUGUCUCAAGGGUGUGCUACAGACUCCGAUGUACGCAACUGCAGGGGAUGAGGAUACACUGAACAUGAAGAUGAGGAAAGGGUUGGAUCUAUAUGCAAGCGUGGUAAAGGUGACUAGUAUCCCCGGGGUGAAAUGUAAACACAACAACGUAGAUCUUGUUAUCAUCCGUGAGCAGACAGAGGGAGAGUAUUCAUGUCUGGAGCAUGAAUCCGUACCAGGGGUUGUAGAAUGUCUCAAGGUGGUUACUGCAUCUAAAUCAUACAGAAUUGCUAAGUUUGCGUUCGAUUACGCGACUAAAUUCAACCGGAAGAAGGUGACUGUAGUCCACAAGGCGAACAUCAUGAAGCUGGGGGACGGUUUGUUCUUGCGUUGUUGUGAGGAGAUAUCCCGUCUCUAUCCUAAUAUUGAAUUCGAGCGUAUGAUCGUUGAUAAUGCCUGCAUGCAGAUGGUUUCUAAACCUCAGCAGUUUGAUGUUCUAGUAAUGCCGAAUCUUUAUGGAAAUAUUAUCUCCAACGUAGCAACAGGUCUGGUUGGAGGAGCAGGACUGGUUGCUGGAGAAGGAUACAGCACUGAAUGUGUUGUUUUUGAACCCGGAGCACGUCACUCAUUCGGAGAAGCUGUUGGAAAGAACGUGGCGAACCCGACCGCUAUGUUGUUCUGUGCCGCGAACCUGUUGGAUCAUGCCAGCCUCAACUUUUACGGGAAAUUGAUCAGAGAAAGCGUGUACAGGGUUCUGAAGGCCGGGAAGGUGAAGACCCAGGAUCUAGGAGGAUAUGCUACAACAAAACAGUUCACAACUGCUGUUAUUCAGAAUCUAAAUAUUAAAUAAUCUACCUCAGCUCUUGGUAUAGAUAUAGUUGGAAACCAAUUCUAGAUGCACCUUAUACCAUUUCAUGCACGCAAUACGCAACAAGGACGGAUUUAAACAAGCUCCUCCGCCGCUACAUUUGCAUUAUUGUAAUAUCGUUAAAUAUUUAGAACACUUAGAGGUCCUGGCACAUUAUUCAAACUUUGACACAUAUCAAUUCUUUGAUACACACAAACAUACUUCACUUUGUUAUUGUUAAAUGUUAAACAUUCCUCAUGAAUUGCAUUUAAAUCUCAUAGUUUUCAAUUUUAGUUCUCAAAUGAUCUAUUGUACAACUGGAGAAUAAGAAUUCUGAUUUUACCUAUAAUAAAAGUUCUUCUCCUGAAUCCAACUUAAAGUAUGUAAAUAAAAAAAUUUGUUGAAAUCCUGGUUUCAUUAAACAAUCGACUGUUUUACUCUGCAAUAUUGAAACCUUAAAUAAAUUGUGAAGCAAACUUAAAGAGCCUGGAAAGUCUGAACUAUAAUAUCCUCCUGUUUGUUUUCCCCAUUUUGUUAUUUUCUCCUAGUCAAUCACAUCAUAGAUCAAUUAUUUCAGA